Periophthalmus magnuspinnatus is the source of this 2259-nucleotide messenger RNA. It is a transcript of the gene aldh7a1, whose product is annotated as aldehyde dehydrogenase 7 family, member A1. The record is from RefSeq and is a predicted model, not a curated record. The transcript is spliced from 2 exons. Gene Ontology annotation, molecular function: aldehyde dehydrogenase (NAD+) activity. Lineage: Eukaryota; Metazoa; Chordata; Actinopteri; Gobiiformes; Gobiidae. Bases 113 to 1741 code for a protein of 542 amino acids.
AGAGGUGUCCAAUCAGAGCGCGGCACAGCCUCAUUUCCGCUUCACCCGUGACGCACCUACUCCUUUUCCUGAUCCAAGUGGACGUGGCCUGUGGACUUCAUAUCAAUCACCCAUGCAGCGCUGCCUCACUCUGACUAUUGCCCGUCACAGCAGGCUUCUUCUCAGAAACAAAUUUGCAUCGGUCUACUACAAGCAGUCAGCAGCUAUGUCAGGACUUCUAAUAAAUCAGCAGAAAUACUCCUGGCUCAAGGAGCUAGGCCUGUCAGAAGACAACCCCGGAGUGUACAAUGGAAGCUGGGGUGGCAGUGGGGAAGUUAUAACAUCAUAUUGUCCUGCCAACAAUGAACCAAUCGCAAGAGUCACCCAGGCAACGAUGGCAGAGUAUGAAGAAACUAUUCAGAAGACCAGAGAAGCUUGGAAGAUCUGGGCAGACAUUCCAGCACCAAAAAGAGGGGAAAUUGUUAGGCAGAUUGGUGAUGCUUUAAGAAAAAAGAUCAAUGUGCUUGGCAGUCUUGUGUCACUAGAAAUGGGCAAGAUCUAUGUUGAAGGUGUGGGUGAGGUUCAAGAAUAUGUGGAUGUCUGUGAUUAUGCUGUAGGCCUAUCUAGAAUGAUUGGUGGCCCCAUUCUGCCUUCAGAAAGACCAGGGCAUGCCUUAAUUGAACAGUGGAACCCAGUAGGUCUUGUAGGCAUCAUCACUGCCUUCAACUUUCCUGUUGCUGUUUAUGGCUGGAACAAUGCCAUCGCACUGACCUGCGGUAAUGUCUGCCUCUGGAAAGGAGCCCCCACCACACCCCUCACAAGUGUUGCAGUUACCAAGAUUGUAGCUGAAGUUUUGGAGAAAAAUAAUCUUCCAGGUGCCAUCUGCUCCAUGACCUGUGGAGGCGCUGAUAUUGGCACAGCGAUGGCCAAGGAUGAGCGUGUCGAUCUGCUGUCCUUCACAGGCAGCACUCAUGUGGGCAAACUCGUGGCCAUGAUGGUGCAGGAACGAUUCGGCCGCAAACUUCUGGAGCUGGGUGGGAACAAUGCCAUUAUUGUGUUUGAAGAUGCAGAUCUGAAUCUUGUGGUCCCCUCUGCUGUGUUUGCCUCUGUAGGAACAGCAGGCCAACGCUGCACCACAACCAGAAGGUUAAUGCUGCAUGAAAGUCUCCAUGACGCUGUGGUGGAAAGAGUUGUCAAAGCCUACAAACAAGUCCGCAUCGGAGAUCCCUGGGACCCCAGCACUCUCUAUGGGCCUCUGCAUACCAAACAAGCCGUAGACCAGUAUCUGGCAGCUAUUGAGCAGGCCAAACAACAAGGAGGCACUGUGGUUUGUGGAGGAAAGGUAAUGGACCGCCCUGGUAACUACGUUGAGCCUACUAUCAUAACAGGGCUGGCUCACGAUGCUCCCAUUGUCCACACAGAAACCUUUGUUCCCAUCCUCUAUGUUCUGAAGUUUAACACUGAAGAGGAGGCUUUUGCCUGGAACAAUGAGGUCAAACAAGGUCUUUCCAGCAGCAUCUUCACCAAAGACAUGGGUCGCGUUUUCCGCUGGCUGGGGCCCAAAGGAUCUGACUGCGGCAUUGUGAAUGUCAACAUUCCUACCAGUGGAGCAGAGAUUGGAGGAGCCUUCGGUGGGGAGAAACACACAGGAGGGGGAAGAGAGUCAGGCAGUGACUCUUGGAAGCAGUACAUGAGGCGUUCAACAUGCACAAUAAACUACAGCAAGGAUCUUCCUCUUGCUCAAGGAAUCAAGUUUGAGUAAACGGCGUAAACGACCUCAAUCAAAUGAACACACAAUAUUAAACCCCCACAGUGAUGGUGUUGUCUCAAAAAUAUUUGCCAUCCGGUAGAAAUAUAUACAAUUAAAAAAAGGGUCAAGUGAAAACCAAAGAGUUCUUCUGGUUUUGAUUACUCCCAAAUUAAGCACUUCUGAAAAAAUGUAAACCAGACUGUUUCAAGUUUUUAAAGAUGGUGGAAAAAAUUGUACAUUUAGUAUAUGAUCAAUAGCAUUAUCAUUUCUUUGGAUACACCCUGGGGUGCUUCACUACACCUUUUGGGAUUUGACGGUUUGAUACUGACUUGCGGUUCAAGAUUUUUUUGAAAGGUCAAAGCGUUCUUGUGUUUCAAAGCAAUAUUUAGAAAUAGUAACUAAAUAAUUUUAUUUUUCUAAACAAUAAUUUCAGUAGACAUUAUGUAAUGAAAGUAUUGAAGAAAAAUUCAAACUGCAAUGUUGCUUCAGCUGUGAAAUUUGUUCAAUAAAAAUACUUAAUGUUUACACGC